Messenger RNA from Chara braunii, 1993 nucleotides. The record is from the annotation of a GenBank genome assembly. Lineage: Eukaryota; Viridiplantae; Streptophyta; Charophyceae; Charales; Characeae.
CCUAUGGGUGCAUGUGUGCGGCCGCAUUCUAUAAUUAUUAUAAGCAAAAUCAGGAGGAGGGUAUGUACUUAGUCUAUGUCUCUGCUGCAGGCGAGCCGGUGAAAAUGCCGCCAGAGAUAGAGGGAGUAGUUGCCAAGUACCCUGAUCUAUUUGAAGAGCCGACAGGGGUUGUUGAGAGGGAGGUUGUCCACGCGAUAGAGAUUAUCCCAGGGUCUAGUAUUCCAAGGGCUAGGAUCUAUCGGAUGUCUCCAGGCGAGCUUGAUGAGCUUCGCCGCCAACUCAAGGAACUCGUAGAGAAGGGCUGGAUCCGGCCGAGUGUCUCUCCUUAUGGGUCUCUAGUUUUAUUCGUGCCUAAGAAGAAGGAGGGAACUCUAAGGAUGUGCAUUGACUAUAGGGGCCUCAAUGCCAUCAUUGUGAAGAACAGAGAGACCCUACCGCGCAUCGAUGAUAUGUUAGAUAGAGUGCAAGGGUGUCGGUACUUCAGUAAAAUAGAUCUGAAGUCCGGGUACCAUCAGAUCGCAAUCCGGCCCGAGGAUCAACACAAAACCGCAUUUCAGACCAGGUACGGUCUGUACGAGUUUGUGGUGAUGCCUUUUGGCCUUUGCAAUGCUCCUGGCAGCUUUCAGCACGCUAUGAAUCGGAUAUUCCAUGACUACUUGGAUAAGUUUGUCGUCGUGUACCUCGAUGACAUACUUAUUUUAAGUAAGACUGUCAAGGAUCACGCAGCACACUUAGACAAAGUUCUCAGUCUCCUGCGACAGCACAAGUUCAAGAUCAACGGUGAAAAGUGCGAGUUUGGCCGCACCCGUAUCUUGUACUUGGGUCAUGAGAUCUCCGCGGAAGGGUUGAAGCCCGAUGACGCAAAGGUGGCCAGCAUUCGUGAUUGGCCACGUCCUCAGUCUGUGACUGAGAUGAGAUCUUUCGUAGGAAUGACAGGCUAUUACCGGAAUUUUGUAAAAAACUAUAGCAUUGUGGCCGCUUCUUUGACUGAUCUAACCCGCCUUGACUCCCCGUGGGAGUGGACAGAUGAGUGUGAGGCUGCUUUCAGACAUCUGAAGCAUGCAUUGACGCACUAUGAAGUCUUGAAGCUACCCGAUCCUGAUAAGCCAUUUAUAGUAACCACGGAUGCUAGCCAAUAUGGCAUUGGCGCCGUGCUUGCGCAGCAGGAGGGGCCAAAGUUGAGGCCAGUAGAGUACAUGUCCAAGAAAAUGYCGUCUCAGAAGUUGGCUAAGUCCACUUAUGAGAAGGAACUCUAUGCGGUGUACAAGGCUCUCACCCAUUGGAGACACUACCUCCUUGGGCGGUUCUUCAUCCUCCAGACUGAUCAUCAGACCCUGAGAUGGAUGAGAACACAGCCGGUACUCUUUGACGCUCUCAAGCGUUGGAUCAAAGUCAUUGAGCAAUAUGACUUUGACCCUCAGUAUCUCAAAGGGGAGUACAACAAGGUUGCUGAUGCCUURUYRYGSAGACCGGACUUCUCAGGUUGCGGGUUCGAGGCCGGCCCACCUUCAGGUGAGCACUUGUGGCGCAAGCUGCAAGUAGGCUACAGAGCAGUGGAAGAGAUGCAGAAUGAGGUGGGGGAUUACCAGAAGGUCUUAGAAGUGCUGGAUGGGGAAGAGGCGCAGAUGGCCGAGGUAGAGGCUCAUAUGCCAGCAACGCAGAGGGUGAUACAGCAGAAGAGGAAGGAAGCGGCUGCGAGAAAGAAGCUGCUAGAUAACGGAGCAGCCAUAGCUGCUAGGCUGAACAAGCAAGCCAAGGGGGAAGAACCAGCGGAGGUCAAACACCAAAUCGGACUAUUGACUGAAGCGGCCCUCCAAGCCACAAGAGAAUCUGCUGCCACUGCAUAACGCUGUAGACUGCCUCGCUGCACAACAUGAUGAAUUCAGAGUUGACCCAAUAAUACAUCAAAGGGACAAGGAGAAACCGCAGUUUCCAUAUUUUACCUUUUAAACUCCAAAGAGUCCAAAGUUCACAAUAAAAUGCCAUGCACAUU